Molecule: messenger RNA, 1206 nt
Organism: Pediculus humanus corporis (human body louse)
Lineage: Eukaryota; Metazoa; Arthropoda; Insecta; Psocodea; Pediculidae
Product: dual specificity protein kinase CLK2, putative
Exons: 8
Coding region: 1-1206 (401 amino acids)
Biological process (GO): protein phosphorylation
Cellular component (GO): nucleus
Molecular function (GO): protein kinase activity; ATP binding
Source: RefSeq, a predicted model, not a curated record
AUGAUUUCCCCGUGGCGUUCAAACGUGACCGGUGCCCGAUGUGUUCCUGUGACGUCUUCCUUGUCGUUCUCCAAUGGCGAAUGGCGUUAUCCUCGACAGACCUCGAGAGAGCGGGAACGAGAGCCCACCAUCGAAGACGACGAAGACGGACACCUCAUUUACAGAAUUGGAGAUGUUCUCACAAACAAGUGGAAAAUCGUGGCUUCGUUGGGCGAGGGAACUUUUGGAAAAGUACUUCAAGUCAAGGAUGUCGAUAAUCCCGAUAACGUGAUCGCGCUUAAAGUAAUUAGAAAUGUUGGAAAAUACAGAGAAGCGGCCAAAUUGGAAAUAAAUGCUUUACAAAAAAUAGCGGAAAAGGAUCCCGAUGGGAAAUAUUUAACUGUUAAAAUGUUAUGUUAUUUCGAUUUGAGUGGUCACGUGUGUAUAGGAUUUGAAAUGUUGGGUCUUAGCGUUUUUGAUUUUUUGAAAGACAACAAUUAUCAACCGUAUCCGUUAGAACAUGUGAGACAUAUCACUUAUCAGUUAUGUUAUGCAGUGAAAUUUCUUCACGAUAAUAAAUUAACACACACAGAUCUCAAACCCGAGAACAUAUUGUUUGUAGAUUCCAGCUAUGAAACCAUAUACAAUGCUAAAAAGAAAAGAGAAGUCAAAAGGGUGAAACGUUCGGAUGUUAGAUUAAUAGAUUUUGGUAGUGCGACAUUUGAUCACGAACACCACAGUACAAUAGUAUCAACAAGACAUUAUAGAGCUCCCGAAGUCAUUUUAGAAUUAGGAUGGUCUCAACCGUGUGACGUUUGGUCAAUCGGAUGCAUCAUGUUCGAAUUGUAUUUGGGUAUAACGUUGUUUCAAACUCACGACAACAGAGAGCAUCUCGCUAUGAUGGAAAGAAUACUAGGUACCGUACCCUACAGAAUGGCUAGAAAAACCAAAACGAAAUAUUUUUACCACGGAAAAUUGGAUUGGGACGAUAAGAGUUGCGCGGGGAGAUACGUUAGAGAAAAUUGUAAACCCCUUCACAGGUAUCAGGCAGCCGACGACGAAGAACACGCACAAUUAUUCGAUUUGAUGCAGAGAAUGUUAGAAUACGAUCCGAGUCAGAGAAUAUGUUUGGGCGAUGCUCUCAGGCAUCCGUUUUUCGACAAAAUUCCACCGCAUCAAAGGCUCAGCGAAGACGACCGCGAAAGGAGCCAUUCUUUAUCUCGGUGA